This is a messenger RNA of Stegastes partitus (bicolor damselfish), 1194 nucleotides long. RefSeq names its product guanine nucleotide-binding protein G(I)/G(S)/G(O) subunit gamma-5. The coding region runs from base 129 to 344 and encodes 71 amino acids. NCBI's taxonomy places the organism in Eukaryota, Metazoa, Chordata, Actinopteri, Pomacentridae. Gene Ontology annotation, biological process: G protein-coupled receptor signaling pathway. The record is from RefSeq and is a predicted model, not a curated record. The transcript has 3 exons. Gene Ontology annotation, molecular function: G-protein beta-subunit binding. Gene Ontology annotation, cellular component: heterotrimeric G-protein complex.
AUGUUUCCCUCGGGUUUCGGGUUUAGAGCAGUUGGGGUUAAUUUCCGCUCGGUCGCUGCCGUUUAAAAAAAAUAAAAAAAUAAAACAAGCAGCCUUCAGCUCUUCUGUGCCGGACAGCCGCCGCCGUCAUGUCCAACAACAAUGCCAGUAACAACUUAAUUAUCGCUCAGAGGGCCGUGAAGCAGCUCCGGUUGGAGGCCAGUAUCCGGAGGAUCAAGGUGUCCCAGGCUGCUGCUGAUCUGAGAAACUUCUGCUUGCAAAACGCCUCCAAGGACCCUCUCCUGAUGGGGGUCCCGUCCAGCGAUAAUCCCUUCAGACCCCCCAAGUCCUGCUCCCUGUUCUGAGCAACAUGAAACAUGGAGGAUUUCAGAAUAUGUCCGUCGAAGGCUUUCUUCACUUCUAAAUGAUGUCACUGUAGAUCUACCAGCAGUUCCUCUUGGGAUGACGCACACGAGGCUGAUGGGUUCGGGCGGGGGGGCGGCGGGGGGGGGAACUGGUCCACUUGUUUGCCAAAACUAAUAACUCCCAUCUGUUACAUUAACGCAGCAGCAAACUCUACAUGUUCAAAAACGGAGCAGAAGAUGUUCUAAGUUGACACUAACUUGACUAAUGAUUAAGCCGUUCUUGUGUGUACUUAACAUGUCCGGCAUUGAUUUUUACUGACGUUACGUGUCUGUUUCCAGUCUGUGAAAUUCUGCUCAUGUUCAUAGGUCCUGAAAGACUUACUUCCUCUUCUGUUUUGGGUGGCAGGUGGAAAAACAAUCAAGCAUUAAUUUAAAACAGGUGCUGUUACAGAAUAUUAAUAUUUUGUCAUACACACACACACACACACACACACACACACUCAGUUGUCUAUUUAUUAGAUACACCAUUCUGAUAUGAACGCAGUUUCAUGCAACACUCCUACAGCAAGUCUCUGCUCAUAAGGAUUAUCAUGUCCAGUUUUUGUUUCAACCCUCUGAACCCCAAGCGGUUUCUAGGUUUUUUUUUUUGCUGUGGGCUCAUUUUUUUCUAUUGAUGCACCUUUCUGGAAACAGCACAACCAUGGGUAGAAAGAGAGCUGUUACUUUUACAAAAAUUGAUUAAGUGGAAUCACAAUGUAUAACAUUUUUCUAAGAUCCCACAGGUGUUACCAACACUAAAAAAUAAAAAAAAAUGUUUCCAUUCUAUUUGCUUUGUGUAAACACAGCCUGC